AUGUUCUACAAAACCAUCCUAAAUCUAGUAGUGGGCCUUAUCCCAGCAGGCUUAAUAACCCAUAUAGCAUUGAAAUAUCUCCUGGGAUUAUCAAUCAUUUUCUUCAAUCCUUUCAAUUUGAAAUUACAUUCUAUAAAAUAUAAAUCCAAAUUCCAUAUCAAUUCGAUAAGAUUGGCCGUUUUCCAAAAGACGCUUUUCAUCAAUGGCUUUGAUCUUCAAAAAAAGCCAAUCUCUUCUUCUUCCCCUGUUAAUACUACCACUGCUAAGGAGAAAGACUUUCGGACUAAUAAAUCUCGGAAACAAGUGCCCGCGUUACCUGCUUGGCUCUGUUCCUUUCUAUUGAAAUAUUUGCAUGGGUAUAAGAUCGUAUUACAAAAUACUUGUUUAAAGGGCGAAAAUUUAUCUAUAGAAUCUGUUUUAAUACGAUUGAGUACCAUUGAUUUAAUCAAAUUAGAAUUGUCAGUGGAAAAUAUUUCUCUAAAAGAUAAUCCAAUAUGUACUGAUAUUACCGUUUUCAUUCAAUCUCAAUUGGAUUUGCAAUCUAAGUCGGUUUCUCCUUUUAAAAACAUAAAUAUAGAUACAAAACUGGGUAAUUUAAAUAUACCAUACCCAUUGCUAGCCGCUAACUCGUCAAAACAAUCUUCUUCGAAACAACAACAACAACAACAGCAGCAGCAGCAGCAGCAGCAGCAGCCCACGCCUAAGUUACCUUCACAAUGGAAUUUUAUUAAUGAAUUUUUGGAAUUCCAUUUGACAAUCGAUAAACUUUCCAUCACAAAUAUUCAUACGUCGAAAAACCCUAAAUUGAAUGAAUUGAAUGAGAUUGUCAAUUUCACUUUCAAAAUAUCAGAUUUUAACUGUGAUUUGUUGAAAUUUAAUCACAAUUCUCCAGGCUAUAAACUAUGGUAUUCCCAUGAUUCAAAUAUAAUAGAUCCUUUCAAAUUCAACACUUCAUUAUCAAGAUUGUCCUUACAUAUGAAUACUCCCACACAAGGUAAUAAAUUCUUGGAAUUACCAUCCAUGUGCGUUUUCGGUCAUACAAAUAUUUUAAAUCAACUAAUAAUACAUAAUAAUAAUCAUGCCUCCCCUAUACAGAAUUCAAUUAUGAGAGCAAAAUGUGAAAUCUUAUCCCCCACAAUAGAAUUCGAUAUCGAGAAUUUGGCUCUAUUGAAUUGUUUCCACAAGAAUUUAAAAAUGUUUAAUACAAUCUUUAUAGAUCCAAAAUUGUUACUUUCUUCGCCCCCUACAUCCUCUUCCAAUGACAACAAUUCCAGUGCAAUUGAGUUCUUAAACAAGUAUAAACCCAAAAUAGAUGUGGAAAUUGCAUUGAAGGAUUUCAAAUUCUUAUUGAUAGAUUCUAACGAUAUCUUGUAUUUCAAUUUAUCUGAAUUAAUGCUAUUCUAUAAAUCUAAAUUGUUUUCCAAUUUUAUCGAUUCCAUUGAACGGUACACUAUCAAUUUAGGUGUCGAUAUUUUAAACAUUCUCAUACAACAUAGGAUUUAUAAAGAAAAUUUUAGAAAUACUCUCUUUAGUUUGGAUUCCCUACAUUUGGAUCAAUUCAAUCAACUCAUCCCCAUACCAGAAUCUUCUUUAAAUUCUUCCAUCACAAAUAUAGGUCUAGAUCUCUCCGAUUUGAAAUCAAUGGUAAUGUUAAGUAGAUUAUUAAACAUCUUAGAUCAAAAUAUUAUGAAUUUCGAAAAAAUUUAUUUCUUACAUCUUUUUGAACGAUUCUCUACUGAAUUAUCAAUGACUUCGUAUCAAUGUAAUUUAUUAGGUCAUGAUAAUGAAACAAAAUUUGUAAGACCAACAAUGAAAAUAGAUGACAUUUUAUUCCAAGAUUUACCAUAUCAUUUUAAAUCUAUAAAUUUGGAUUUAAAUAAUAUCGUAAUCAUGUUGGGGGCUCGUUCUGUGUUUAUGCCACCUGAAAUUUUCCAAAAUUUAAAUUCACAAAGUCCCAAAGAUUUCGUUGGUGAUAAAUUAAGAAAAUAUUGUUUAAAGAUUGAUUCUUCAAAUUUAACCAUCUUAAAUACAAAUAAACAUCAGCCCACAAAUUCAAAUAAUUUUCCCUCCCCUUCGCCCUCUUCUACUUCUUUAGAAUUCCAAGAUUUGGAUUACUUAUCCACAGAACAACCUUGUUAUCAAUUUUGGUCAAUGGAAUUCCAAAUUAAUAAAAUCUUGGCCACUGUAGUUUAUGAAAAAUCAAUAAAAUCAAAUAAAUUAUCUCAUAAAUUGAUUUCUGAUAUAUCAAAUUUUUCACUAAACAUUUUCCCAGAAAUCAAAACUCCAAAUACUAUACUAGAUACAACUUCAUCAUUUGAACAAAAUAUUUCCGCUUCUGUUGAUUCUACACUUUCUCAAGAUUCAUUAAAUAGUAGCAACACAUCCCCUUUGACCCCUCCUUCCCCUUCGCCUGUCCCCACCACCUCCCCUCCAUCUUCUUCCUCCCCUGCCCUACCAAUAAAAAAAAUUAUUGUCCAAAUUAAUAAUGAAAAGAUAGAUUCCAUUUUAAGUUUAAUGAACAUUUUCUUAAUGAUAUCAGGUAUACAUACUUUCCAACAAAUCUUUGGUGUUUAUUAUACUUCUAAAAAUUUUGAGUCAACUGCCAAGAAAUAUUUGAAAAAUAUUAAAAAAUUUAAAAAAAAAACACAAGUAUAUUCUAUUGAUUGGUCAAAUUUGAAAAAUUUAAUUGAAAUUUAUUGUUCUUUGAAUUUAUCCACUCAAAUUCUACCAUUACCAAAUGGAUUAAAGACAAAAUUAGAUUUCGUCUCUACAAAAAUAUCAAUUUUAAAUUUAAAUGAAAUUAAUAUUUCCAAUGAAUAUUGUCGAUUAUGUGUAGAAUCACCCAUAGUGAAGAACCUUUGGUCAAGAAUGAUUAAUAUCGUUAGAUUCCAAAUCUCAAUAAACUUGGCAGAUUUGAAAAAACAAUUGAAAAUGGAAUACGACGAAUUGAUAGGUUUGGAUCCAUCAAUCAUUUUACAGAAUGAAACUUGGCAUUUCACUGUACCUUUCAAAUUCGAAAUGUAUAGACUAUUGGAUAAUUUUACUACAGUCUUUAAAUCAUUAAAACAAAUGAUUUAUUCCUUUAAGACUUUAAAAAAUAAUUUAAUCAUUUUCCCACACCCUGUUAAAUUAUUAUCUUUCCCCAAAAUUAAAUUGAAAUCUAAAAGAUAUAUCUUUAGCAUUGAAGAUGAUCCUUUAGAAGCUGAAUUAAAUAUGGUUUUCCAAAUUGGGUUAGAGGAACAGAAGGCAAGAUUAGCAAAGAUUAAAGAAUUUAAUAUUUCUACUGCAGAAACUAUACCUGCCGUUAAUGAUCCAAAACGUUCCAAACGUAAAAACCAUGUAGAUUUUUUUUCCAAAAUUUCUACUUUAAAACAUAGAUUAACUAUUCCAAUUUUUAAAAGUAGUAAUAAUAAUACCACUAAUAAGAAUCAUCAACCUUUGGUGAAAAGUCCAUUGGCAAACGAUGAAAAUUAUUCCAUUAAUGAAAGUAUAUCAAUUAAUUUUAUCACCCAAGAGCAUCAUCGUGCUUAUGAUAAAUUGUUAGAAAAUAUGUCCACUUCUUGGAUUAGAAGAGUUAAGACUUACCGUAGAAAGGAGGUUAAAGAGUUUUCUGAUAGAUUCUCUUAUAUUUGGGGAAAUAUAGAUUAUUCAACUAUUCCUAAAGAUUUCAUUUCCAAAAUACAAAAAUUUUCAACAAAACCUUUCUUAUCCACUCUGAUUAUGGAAGAUGUAGAUAUUACUUUAUGUUCACCACAAUGUGGUAUAAAUAAUAUUCCUUCAUUCAUUAAUGAUGUCGGUAAAGGUGUACCUUUAAAUACGCAAUAUUCUAUUUUAUUCCCAAUGAAUUUUGAUGGGAAGUUUAGUGAAGUUAGAUGGCAUUUAAGAGAUUACCCAUUACCUUUUAUUAAUAUUCCUGCUGUUUUACCAACUCAGGAUACUGAUUCAGAAGCUUUUAGAAUCUCAGGGGAUAUUAUGUUUACUGAAGAUAUGAUACAAUCAGAACAUGAAUUAAGAACCUUAUUUGUUCCACUAGUUCCUUCUAUCAUUAGGGAAAAUCGUGAUAAUUAUUAUUCUUUACUAGUACCAAGGACUUUGACCACUUUAAAGAUUUUUACUACUUUACGCUUUGAUGUUAAUUCACCAGAGACCACUCAAUUAUCUUGGAGUGAGUCUUAUUCUCCAGCAAUUCAGCAAACAAUGCAAUGUUUUGAAUGUGUCUCAAAACCACCGAUUGAUCCUUCCAAAAAAACUGGGUUUUGGGAUAAAAUUCGUUACAUGUUUCAUGCGAGAAUCUUUACUAAGUGGAAUAAUGGUGGCAAAUUCGAUGUUUGUUUAAAAGGUGCUAAAAAUCCUUAUAAACUAGGUGGAAAAUCUGCAGGUUUUAUUUUAGGUUUUGAAGAUAAUGUAACUUUGAGUAUUAAUACUGAAAAUAAUCCAAAAGAAUUCAUAUCUUGUAAAGCAGAUAUUGUCCGUUGGUGUAUCCCCAAUUAUUUUGCACAACCUUUAUUAGUAUGGUCCAGACCAAGUAAUCAAAGUGUUUUUAUCCCAAAUCAAUCAAUAACAAAUUUACAAGAUUAUGUAUCAUAUUAUUACUUGCUUGAUUUAGAAUAUUCUAAUAAUCUUCAAGAAGAAAUUAAUGACAUGCAAACUUCAUUUAUUGAAAAGACUGCAAUUAAAUUAUCUGGUGGUAUGGCCCUAAAUAUUGGUCUUACUUUUGAAAGAUUAGAUGGUAAAUCUGGUCGUACUUUUGAAUUUUCGCCACAUUACUUGACUCGUCUUACUAACCCAAUUUACGUUCCUAAUCUACAGAAGCAUGAUUCUUACGUAGGUUUUAGAAGUCAUUUUAUUCAUUUAUCUUUUGCUCUUUUGUCAAGAUCAGAAACAGCUUAUAACGCCUUACGUUUAACUCCAAGCGCUUUACAAACAUUUUUAGAAUGGUGGAAACAAUUUUCAGGAAACAUCCCUGUUAGAAGAGGUAGCUUCUUUAAUACUCAGUCAUUAAGCCCCAAAUUUGGAAGAUCAUUAGCAACGAUAUCUUAUCAUGCAGAUGUUUCUCCUUUAUAUAUUUCACAUAUCCAUAGUAAUGUUGAUGCUGAUCGUAUUCUAAAGAAAACAAUAUUUGAAUAUGUAGAAUUUGCUGGUGUUAAAGCAAAAGUUUCACAAUUUGUCAUGGAUUUGCAUCAAAGAAAGGAAUUAAUUCCUUCUUUUAAUAAAGAAUUAGGUAUAAAGAAAAAUAUUCUUAAGAUGAAAUUCUUUGAAGGUGAUAUUAGUUUGCAAACUAUUGAUGUGAGAGCAUUAUUUGGCCAUUUUAAGGAACCAGAUUUUCGUAAAGUUCAACCAAAGGGACAUUUUGACAUAUUUGACAAUGAUAUGUCAUGGUAUGAUAGAUCAGAUUUUAAAGAAGCAUUUUUCAUUGAAUUUGAUAAAUAUAUUCCAAAUAUUAGUAUGAGACCCUUAGCAUUUUCACCUCAUUUCUUAUAUCAAAAGAGAGCAAGUUACGGUGAUAUUUAUCAAUUGCAUCCUAAGACUCUAGAACCUAUCGUUCCCUUUAAUACUCACAUAUCCUAUGGCUGCAUCCUUGGAAACCAUAGACAUACCGCCAAGAAUGUUGUUGAUAAGAGAUAUGAAUAUCUGUUAAAAUCAAAAGAAAAUCUUAAGAAAUCUUUGAAAGCUGGCUCAACAUCUUAUACCCAUAAUAAAAAUAAAUUAAUGCAUGAUACUAACGCAGCAGUUAAAAAUAUUAAGAAAUUAAAAGACGAUUUGUUAACACUUCAAAAACAACGAACUAAUCCUGAUGAAGAGCUAGAAUAUAAUUUUAAAAGUAUUGGUUCAAUUCAUUCUGUAACCAGUAGUAUCUCGAAAUUUCAAAAUCGUUAUUUUAUAUUCAAUAUACUUUUAAAAUGGAAUGAAGAAGUUAGAGAUAUUGUUUACAAGUAUCUUUUAUUUUUCACUUUAAGAAGAAAUUUCUACUCAUUAGGAUCUUAUAAAUCAUUAAAGAUAUUUGAUGAUAUGAUUAAGCAAUUCACACAAACUAGUGAAAUAAGCAAAAAAUAUUCAGCUAGUGAUAAAGAAAAAUCAAGUAGUGACAUUUUAUAUGAACGCACUUCACCUCCAGAAAUGAAUGAAGCUCUUAAAAAAAUAUUUGAAGAAGGUAUAUAUGAUUUUUUCGAUACAGAUUCAUUUGCUAUACAUGAAAAUUCUGUUAUACAAUUUAUUGCUCCACAAAUCCAACUGAUGACCAAAACUCUUAAUAACGCUUGUGUACUAAUAAGUGCACCUGUUACCGAGAUUAAAAAGGUGGGUUUCGAAGAAGGACAACGAAAUUAUUUGUCGAAAGAAGGUGUUGUUUUAAAUCGAAGUGCUAUAUAUUUAGAAAAAGUGAACGUUUUUUUGUUUCACCAGGAUACAAAUGAAGACUAUUUCGAGUUAUUUUUUGAUCCAAAUCCAUACGGCCAUCAUGGUGUUAAAAACUGGCCACCUUGGUUAGGAGUAGAAUUAUGUCUUGAACCUUCUCCAUUAGAAACGUGUGCGAUUGUUAAGAGUUUAUCUACUACUUUGUUUAUUGAUAAGCUUCCUAAUAAUCUAAGCUUAAGAGAUAAUAAGAAUACAAUUUUAAAGGAUAGAAUUAGAGGAUUCCUACCAAUAAUAGAAGUAAGUUCUGAUUCUCGGAGUUAUAUAUCUGGUUAUGAAAUUUUUACUAAAUUGAUAAUGCAUUCCGAAUCAUAUAAUCUGGAGGUAAAAAAGAGAAUUGCAAAAUUAGCAAUUGGUUAUGACUAUGGAGAUUUUGGUCAUUUGUUAAAUACUGCUCUACAAUUACAAAGUAAUGUAUUUUUGUUACGCGGAAUUAAAGAUGAAUUUUUAUUCAAGCAGAAACUAUUAGAUGAUGUUGGUAAGGUUGAUUUGGUAAAUAUUCAUAAUGAGCAAAUGUUCCACUUACUACGUUUAUACAUGUUAAUGAAAGUAUUUAGGAUAAAAUGCAGAGAAAUCAAAAGUAAUGUACGUUGUACAAUAUGGAACAUAAAAUCUAAGAAGUUAAAUUUGCAUAUGUUUGAAAAUGAUGGCUCACCAUUUUUAGAUGUCGAUGUAACAAAUAUUCUGUUUAAUGGUAUCACAUACUCAUCGGGUUCGACGAAAAAUACUCUUUCAGUUGGUUCAGUAACCGUAACUGAUUUAGGGAAAGAUGUUACAUAUCAUGAUAUUGUUCGCCCUUAUUUCCCAAGUAGUAGCGUUGAAAAAUCAGCAGGAACUCCAGUUCUAGAGAUAAAAUGGAAUAUUGGGGAACCUGUUGGUGGUAUUAAGGUUGUUCAGCACGCAGAAACAUUUUUAGAAGGACUAUCUAUACAAUUUGAUGAAGAGAGAAUACAUGAAAUAUUUAAAUGGGUUUAUCCUGAUGAGAUUGAAAAGUUAAAGAACGAUGAUACAAAGCAUAGUAUACAUAAUAUGCAUCGUAAUGAUACUGAUGUCGAAUCAUUUGACACAGAUAUUGCAGUAUCUAUAGAAACUAAUGAUGAAUUAAAUGAAAUGUUAAUGAGAUCAAAAGACUAUAUGAUUAUAGAAAAAAUGGUUUUGAAUAAAUUUACACUUUGUGUGAGUUACAAGGGUAAAGGUAAAAAGAGGUUGGGGAAUGUGACUGAUUUUGUGUUCAAGUUUCCUCAACUGAAUUUUGACCAUAAGGCACUGAAAAUGUUAGAUAUUCUACUACUUGUGAAGAAAUAUUUUAUAAAAGCUCUUUUACAUCAAAGUGCCAAGCUAUUAGAAACUAAAUUUAUCAAGCAUCCUCAUUCACAUGAUAAUAGGCCAGACAUUAGUUCUCCGUUAAAAUUUGUUAAGGACCAUAUAGGUUCUUCGCAUAACACAGACAAAUAA
Molecule: messenger RNA, 7866 nt
Organism: Henningerozyma blattae CBS 6284
Lineage: Eukaryota; Fungi; Ascomycota; Saccharomycetes; Saccharomycetales; Saccharomycetaceae
Exons: 1
Coding region: 1-7866 (2621 amino acids)
Source: RefSeq, a predicted model, not a curated record